Achroia grisella is the source of this 897-nucleotide messenger RNA. It is a transcript of the gene CPG7, whose product is annotated as tetra-peptide repeat homeobox protein 1-like. NCBI's taxonomy places the organism in Eukaryota, Metazoa, Arthropoda, Insecta, Lepidoptera, Pyralidae. Bases 1 to 897 code for a protein of 298 amino acids. The transcript is spliced from 2 exons. The record is from RefSeq and is a predicted model, not a curated record.
AUGGCUGCUUUUACAAAGUUAGCACUCUUCGCAGUCCUCGUGAGCAGUAGUCGUGCUGGCAUCUUACAUGGUCAGGGCCAUCAUGAUCAUAUUGAUGAUUACGGCUCGAGCUAUUCAUCAGGAUCACUUAGUGGUUUGGGCGCGUCCAGUGCUAUAGAUGCUUCAUCAAGCUAUUCUCCUAGCAGUUUCCCAAGUGGAUCUCUUCCAUCUGCAUCUUACCACGGUUCUAGCAUAGGCAGUGGACUUAGUGAUAUCUCAUACGGCGGAGCUGUGAGCGGUGGUCUCAUAGGAAGUGGGCAUGGAAUAGGAUUGGGAGGUGGACAUGGAAUAGGAUUGGGAGGUGGACAUGGAGUAGCAUUAGCUGGUGGUGUAGGAUUAGGAGGCCUCGGUGGUAUCGGCGGUGCUCCUGCUCCUUUACCAGGCUCUAAAGCACCUGUUAUUGAUGAAAUCCAUGGCCUCGCUAACAGUAGAGGAGCCCCGACAAAAUACAACGUCCAUGAAGAAUCCUACAAAGUGUUCAAGGAAGUAACACACAAAGUACCUCAACCCGUGCCAGUGCCAGUACCACAUCCCGUCCAAGUGCCAGUACCUCAGCCCUAUCCUGUUAAGGUUCCAGUAGUACGCAAGGUCCCAGUACCUGUAGUCAAGAUCCAGCACGUGAAAGUCGAUAAGCCAGUACCUUACCCAGUGGAGAAAAUCAUCAAAAUUCCAGUGGAAAGAGUAGUUGAAGUACCAGUACCACACCCAGUUCCCAUUGAGAAGGUCGUCGAAGUGCCAGUUGUCAAAUUAGUGAAGAUCCCGGUGCCUGUCGUGAAGUCAUACCCAGUACCUGUCUUGAAGACUCUCCACCACAAAGCUCACGCCCACCACCACAGCCACGGCUGGAAGAGCUGGUAG